GCAACAAUGAAGAAUAACUACAGGAUAUAUAUAAUUCAACACAGGGGGAACGCCAGCUUGUCCCGAUGUGUCAUCUCUCAUAUUUGGUGCAAGUGAGUUAUCGCAUCUCACUAAUAGGUCAAUUAAUACCUAGCAGCUCUCAUGUAUCCGUGGCAGUAAUGAAUCCUACGCGUAGUAUUUUCUCGUGGAUUCUUACCGCAGCAAUCCAAGCGACCGGGACUGCGGCCGGCCCCGACUCAGCGGCGCCACCAACGGUCGAUCUCGGGUACGCGACUUACCAGGGCUACUACAACGACACCUACGAUCUUAAUAUUUGGAAGAGUAUUCGUUAUGCUGCUGCUCCUAUCGGAAAGUUGCGGUGGCAAGCGCCUCAGCUUCCCGUCUGGAACAAUACACAAGUGACACCGGCGGUCAAACAGCCACCUCUAUACCCACAGACGGGAGCCUAUGGUAUCCCCGAAGCCUACGGCUUUAAUUCUGGCCCAGGGGAUGAAGAUUGUCUCUACCUCAACGUGUAUGCAACUCCUAACGCCUCGAAUUUGCCCGUCUUACUUUGGAUACAUGGAGGUGGCGACUCUGUUUUCGGAGCUACUUACGAUUAUUGGCGGCGAGUCGUCAGGUGGUUUCUACGACGCAGGGCUACUUCGGCAGCUUCGCAUUUCUACCGGUCAUAGAUGAUGAUUAUAUACAGGAACAGCUAUCUAUGCAGCUCUCGCAGAGGAAGGUGAAUGGGAAAAGAAUUCUCGUUGGUAAUAACGCCAAUGAAGGCGUACCCCUAACAAACCCUUAUGUCGAAGCCAAAGAGAAAUACGACAGCUUCAUCUCGAACACGUUCCCUUUAUUCACCCCGGAAGACGUCUUAUCCCUUAAUACUGUUUAUAGCAUUGAUUCCUUACCUAGUGACGAUGGCAUUCCGUAUGACACUCUCGGUUCCGAUUGGCUCGGAUGGAAAUAUCGAGUGGCCGGAAUUCACUCUAGAGAAUAGAGUACAGAUGAAUUUGAACACUACCGGGGGAGAUGUGUCUAAAGUGACGGUGCCUCCUUACCUGAGUUAUUAUAGACGGGAUGGUCCUGGCAUUGUGGAUACUUUCAACCUCACCGACUCGUACACUUGGGAAGUUGGCCGUGGUCGGCGCUGCGAUUUCUGGCGUGUUGUUUCCGAGAGAGUACCGCAAUAGACCCCAGAUAGCCUGGCCUUCAGCUCUAGGCUUGAUGGCAAUGUGUAGAUAUCUUGAGCUAUUAAUUGAAUAGGUAAUUUCC
Messenger RNA from Daldinia vernicosa, 1260 nucleotides. RefSeq names its product Alpha/Beta hydrolase protein. Lineage: Eukaryota; Fungi; Ascomycota; Sordariomycetes; Xylariales; Hypoxylaceae. The record is from RefSeq and is a predicted model, not a curated record. Bases 66 to 674 code for a protein of 202 amino acids. The transcript has 4 exons.